Molecule: messenger RNA, 723 nt
Organism: Phytophthora sojae
Lineage: Eukaryota; Oomycota; Peronosporomycetes; Peronosporales; Peronosporaceae
Exons: 1
Coding region: 1-723 (240 amino acids)
Source: RefSeq, a predicted model, not a curated record
AUGGAUGUGCGCGACAAGCUAACGCUGGCGCACCCGCCGAGCACCUUGAGCAACCCGAGCAGCGUCAUAACCCCGAGCGUUGACCCAUUCCGCAAUUUGGCCGCUGGUCCGACCGUGUCUCCAGCCUCGCGAUUCUCAAUGAGCUUCAUCGUGCAGCAGACCGAAAACUCGAGCGACUUCGCCAACAACAAUAGCAGCAGCAGCAACAACGCGGACGACGCCAGGGAUAAAGCUUCACUCAGCUUCAUCUUGUCCUCGUCCGAUUCUGAGUCGGAUACUGAAGAUCAAAGCUCCAAGAAGCGCGGAUCCAUCACCGACGCCUCCGCUGUCAAGCGGAAGCGAGCUGCUGUACCGCCCUCGGCCUCCGAGGCGGCUGUACCCGUCCGCAAGGGCAGCAAGUUCUGCAACGUUGAAGGCUGCACCAGCCGUGCCAAGCACGCCAAGCGCUGCUGGAAGCACGGCGGCUCGGUCAAGUGCAAGGUCCCCGACUGCAUCAACCGCGCCAAGUCCAAGGGCGUGUGCUGGUCGCACGGCGGCGGCACCGUGUGCUCCUUCGAGAGCUGUGACACCAUUGCGGUGUCGAACGGCUUCUGCUGGGCGCACGGCGGCGGAAAGCGCUGCCAGGUGCCCAACUGCUCCAAGCCGGCCUAUGAGCGCACGCAGAACUACUGCCAGGCGCAUUAUCAAGAGUUGGGCGGUGCGGCUGCCGCUGGAGCGAGCUAA